Penicillium crustosum is the source of this 1251-nucleotide messenger RNA. RefSeq lists its product as uncharacterized. Gene Ontology annotation, biological process: alkaloid metabolic process. Gene Ontology annotation, molecular function: transferase activity, transferring alkyl or aryl (other than methyl) groups. The record is from RefSeq and is a predicted model, not a curated record. The coding region runs from base 1 to 1251 and encodes 416 amino acids. The transcript is spliced from 2 exons. Lineage: Eukaryota; Fungi; Ascomycota; Eurotiomycetes; Eurotiales; Aspergillaceae.
AUGACUGUUGUGAAUGACAAAAUGGCCGUCCAAGGGGCAGAUAAGCUGCAAUUUGAGCUUCUUGACAAGUCUUUGAACUGUCCACUUGAUGAUCAAAGAAACUGGUGGCAGAGGACUGGGCCUUUACUGGCCAGCUUGAUGACUUCGGCGGGCUAUACCAAUGAAUCCCAACGUCAGCAUCUGAUGCUCUUUUACACAUCUGUUGUCCCGUAUCUAGGACCAUACCCUCAGAAGUUUCCCAGCGCAAUGACCCACAAUGAACUCCCCCUGGAACUCAGCAUCAACUUUCAACAGUCAGGUGGUGCGAGACCAGUUAUUCGAGUUGCGGUAGAGCCUGUCACCUCCAUCUCUGGAACUAAGGAAGAUCCAUACAAUAUGAGCCCUAUCCGUGACAUGCUUUCGCAUUUGGAGAAGCUCAAUAUUGAAGGAUAUGAUCCCCGUCUGUUCGAGCACUUUUAUCCUAAGCACACCUUGGAUAGAAGUGAAAGCCAAAAGCUCCAGCAGAGAAAUGAGUCCAUUCGUGAACUUUCCCAGGUGGCUUUUGGUUUCGAUCUUAAACCCGAUAGGAUCUCUGUCAAGGGAUACACUUUUCCAGGCUUGAAGUGCCAUUUGACAGGCGAAGAUAUGUGCUCUGUUGUCACUGAAUCCAUCCAAGAAUAUCUUGGAGAUGCCGACUGCUACAAUACAGUCGGCUUGAUGAAAGAGUAUAUUGAAACGACCGAGGCGAGAGCAAACUUCGGGUUCGUCUACUCGCAUGACUGCGUAACUCCCGAAAAAUCCCGCCACAAGGUAUACGGCCGUACCAAAGAUAUGUCUUGGGACAAGGUUAAGGAGAUUUGGGAUUUCGGCGGGCGAAUUGAUUCACCAGAGUCAAACAAAGGUCUUGGUCAUCUUCAACGAUUGUGGGAAGUGUUGGAGAUUGGCCACGGUCCCCAUCCCCUUGGCCUUCAUUUGGUGUGGAACUAUGAAACAAAGGCCGGUAUGAAGGUCCCAGCUACCAAGAUUUACUUCCCUGUUUAUGGUCUCAAUGACCAGAAAAAUGCGCGUGCUAUCGCCCAGUAUCUCAAGGAAAUCGGACUUUAUAUUCACGGGAAUGCAUAUGAGCAAACUGUGCAAGACUUGUUCCCGGGGCUUGAUAUACAACAAACAGAUCGCCUACUGUGCUGGGUAUCGUUCGCCUAUACGGAGAAGACGGGUGUGUAUCUAAGCGUAUACUAUCACUCUUCACUGGAGUACCCCUCCUCGGCUUGA